AUGGAACAAAUGGUUACAGAGCCGCAAAAACAUCCGGGAGCUCAAGAACUACUUGGGAAGCAAGGAAAACUGAUCAUCGUCCUGGACAGAACUUAUGACUUCACCAACUCCGAGGGCUGGGCGACUAGUUCCGGGUGCGUCAUAUUGAAGUGUGGCGGUGGAUACCAGGAGUCGUUGGCCCACGCCGGUACCUGCAAUGGCAGGCCACUAACCAAGGUCAAGUACGCGAAGGCCGGCACCACAGAGAUCAUCGUGGGCUCUAACAAGUCCAUCUUGGGCAAGAACGGCAAAGGCGUCAUCAAGGGCAAAGGACUUCGCAUCAAGAACGCUCAGAACGUCAUCAUUCGUGACAUCAGCAUCACAGACAUAAACCCGAAAGUCGUCUGGGCAGGCGACGCGCUGGCCUUCGACAACGUGAAGAACGUGUGGGUGCACGGCGUCACCUUCGCGGUAAGGAGACACUUAGGCUAAGGUGCCCAGUUUACU
Molecule: messenger RNA, 486 nt
Organism: Thrips palmi
Lineage: Eukaryota; Metazoa; Arthropoda; Insecta; Thysanoptera; Thripidae
Product: probable pectin lyase D
Exons: 3
Coding region: 1-471 (156 amino acids)
Molecular function (GO): pectate lyase activity
Source: RefSeq, a predicted model, not a curated record